This is a messenger RNA of Entamoeba nuttalli P19, 3984 nucleotides long. RefSeq names its product AMP deaminase, putative. Lineage: Eukaryota; Evosea; Mastigamoebida; Endamoebidae. Gene Ontology annotation, molecular function: AMP deaminase activity. The transcript has a single exon. Gene Ontology annotation, cellular component: cytosol. The record is from RefSeq and is a predicted model, not a curated record. The coding region runs from base 1 to 3984 and encodes 1327 amino acids. Gene Ontology annotation, biological process: IMP salvage; AMP metabolic process.
AUGAAACCAAAUUUUAUAAAUUUAUUUGCGAUUGACCAAAAGUUAACAAAUACAGGAACUGUAAGUUGUCCUCGAAAAAUGUCUCUUCAUCGAACAUUUUCACCAAAUCAAUCACAAACACAAUUAGGGUCAUCAUUAAAAAAAUCAAAUCCAUAUUCUAUUAUCUUUAAUGCUGCAAAAGGAAUUAAUGAAGAAUUUAAAAAAUCACAUAAUGAAGGAGAAGAACAAAAUUUAUCACCAUCACUUGCUGAUGAUGCAUUUCUUGAAAUUCAUAGAUCAACAAAAUGGAUAACAAAUGAAAGAAAAGUAGCAGCUGAAAAAAUUAAUUCAGCACUACAAUUAAGAAAAAAAUAUCAAUGUGUAGAAGUACCAAAAUUAAUAAAUUCAAUUGAUCAUAGAUAUCUUACAAAAGAAGGAAUUAGUGUAUUUCCAGUACAUUAUUCUGAUGGAAUUGUUCCAAUAGAAUUACCAAAAAAUGAUACAACAAUAUAUUAUGAACAAAAAGAUGGAGUAUUUCUAGUAAAAUUAAAAGAAAAUCAAGAAAAUAUAUUUACACCUAUUACUUUAACAGAAUUUAUUGAAGAUUAUAAAGAAAUAUUAAGAAUAAUUGAUAGUGGACCAGCAAAAACAUUUUCAAUGGAAAGAAUGCAAGAAAUGCAUCAUCAAUUUGAAUUACAUAAAAUCUUUUCAUUUGAAAAAACAAAUACUGGAAAAGAUUUUUUUUCAGCAGGAAAAGUCGACACACAUAUUCAUGCGGAUAGUUGUUUUACAGAAAAAGAAUUAUUUAGAUAUAUAAAAAGUAAAUACGAAAAUAAAGAAAUAGUUCAUGAAAUAAUAAAUAAAGAAGGAAAAAAAGAAAAAGAAACAUUAAAAGAUAUGUGUAAAAGAAAAGACAUUAAUAUAAAUAAAUUAACAUUACAUAAAAUUGGAGUAAAAAUAUAUAAUUAUGAUAGAUAUAAAGAAGAUGAUUUACGUACUGUAUUUUUAAAUAUUAAUAAUAUUAUGGAAGGUGAAUAUUUUGCUGAUUUAGUUAAAACAGAAAUGAAACAUUUAGAAAUAACAAAUUGUUAUUUUGAAUUAAGAUUAAGUAUUAAUGGUAAAAAUGAAAAUGAAUGGAAUUUAUUAGCUCAAUGGGCAAAAAAAUGGAAUGUUAAUUCAACUCAUAAUAAAUGGAUUAUUCAAUUUCCUAAAAGAUUUGUUGAAAUUAAAGGAGAUAAUACAUUAUUUACAUAUUCUAAUUUUCUUUCAAAUUUAUUUAAACCAUUAUUUGAAGUAUCACAAAAUCCACAAAAUAAUGAAAUAUUAGCAAAUUUCUUAGAAAAAGUUUCAGGAUUUGAUCUUGUUGGAGAUGAAAAUGAAAUUGAACAAAUUAUUGGUUCAGAUACUUUUAAUCCUACAAAUUGGAAUAAAUCAGUUAAUCCAUCAUAUUUUAUUUAUAUGUAUUAUUUAUAUGCAAAUAUUGUUUCUUUAAAUAUUUAUCGUAUGUCUAGAGGUUUAAGUACAUUUGAUUUUAGACCUCAUUGUGGUGAAACUGGUCAUUAUUCUCAUCUUGCUGCUGCUUUUUUAACUGUUAAAGGAAUUUCUCAUGGAAUUAAAUUAACUGAUUCUCCAACAUUAAAAUAUCUUUAUUUAUUAACUCAAAUUGGUAUUACAAUGUCUCCAAUGGCAAAUCAUUUAACUCAAUGUCAAUAUAAUCAAAAUCCUUUUAAUAAUUUCUUUAAACGUGGAUUAAAUGUUACUUUGUCAUCUGAUGAACCUCUUCAAAUUCAUAGAACUCAAGAACCUUUAAUGGAAGAAUUUGCUAUGGCACAACAAACAUGGAAAUUUGAAGAUGUUGAUUUAGUUGAAAUGUGUAAUAAUUCAAUUAAACAAAGUGGAUUUUCAUUAAUGAAAAAGACUACAUUAUUUGGAAAUAAAAAUGAUGUUAUGAUAAAUGGAAGGUCAUUAUUUAGAAAUAAAUUACUUGAUACUGAAUUUGCUAUUAUUAAAGCUUUAAUUACUGACAAUUCAAAUAAAAUUUUUGGUGAUAUUCCUGCAACAACUAUUGAUUUAAAUUAUAAAACAAAAGAUCCAAAAGAAAUUGAUGUUAUGAAAAAAAUUACUUAUUGGAUGUUAGUUAGAGAAAAAUAUUUUGCAGAAAAUUUACCUCAAGUUAUAAAUGAUUCUAUUCAAUUAAAUAAUCCUACAACUCCUCAAUUAUUUUGUGCUAUGUCCAAUGGAAUUUAUAAUAUUUAUAAUACCCCUGAUGCAAUUUGUGAUAUUGAUCAUUAUCAUAAUGCUUUUGUUUAUUGUUUUGAUUGUAGAAAAAAUUAUUGUAAACAUUGUUUUAAAGAAGCUCAUAAAGAUCAAUAUCAUUCUAUUAGAAGAACUAAACAUUUAUCAUAUUAUCCAAUUAUUGAAUUUUCAGAAUAUAUUAAUGAUUAUAAUGACCUUGUUAGAUUUAGUACUGAUGGUCCUUCAAGAACGUUUUGUUAUAAACAAUUACAUUCUCGAGAACAACUCUUUAUUCUUCAUAAAAUUCUUAAUAACUCAUUAGAAAGUCAAGAAAUUAAAAAAUUACCAAUUGAUUUUGAAAGAAGUACUAAAGUUGAUACUGUUGUUGCUGCUUCUAGGUCAUUUCAUCCUAGAGAUCUUCUUAUGCUAAUUUGGGAUAAAUUAAAAGAAGAUGGUGAUAGAGUUGUAUUUCCUGAAAUAUCAAUAAAAACUGAGUCAGGUACAAGAGUUUAUAAACAUGUUACAUUAAGAAAUGCAUUUUCUAUUUAUCAAAUUAAAGACUUUUCAUUAGACAAUUUGUCAGUAACAUUUGAUCCAUCAUUAAUUCAAAGGUAUGAUUUAUGGGAUUCAAGAAAUACUAUUUUUAAUGUAAAAGAAUUAAGAGACUUAUUUUUAACAACUACUAACAGUGUGGGUGGUACUUAUUUUUGUGAAUUCUUAAAGAAAACAAGAUUUGAUCAAGUUGAAGAACAACCUAAUCAAAAAACUGAAAUGCAUAUGUGUCUUUAUGGUAGAAGAAUGAAUGAAAUUGAAGAUAUUGCUAAAGUUAUUGUUAAAAAUGGAUUAAUUUGUCCUGAAAAAAAUAAUUUUAGCAUUCAAUUACCAAGAAAAUAUGCAAUGAUUAAAAAAGAAGGAAAUGUUAAUACCUUUGAAGAAUUAUUACGUCAUAUGUUUGAACCAUUAUUUGAUGCAACAUUAAAUCCAGAAAAACAUCCUGAACUUGUUACUUUUCUUGAAAAUGUUGGUGCAUUUGAUUGUAAAGGAGAUGAAUCUGAAUUUGAAGGAAAAAUAUCAUUAUCAUCAUUACCUGUUCCAGCAAAAUGGGAUUCAUAUAAAGAACCUCCAUUUGCUUAUUGGAUUUAUUAUGUUUAUACUAAUAUCCAUGUUUUAAAUAAUUUAAGAAGAACAUUAAAAAUGAAUACUUUUGAUUUUAAACCUCAUUGUGGUGAAACUGGAGACCCAAUGCAUAAUGCUGCUGCAUUUUUAACUGCUGAUGCUAUUUCUCAUGGUAUUACAUUAGAUAAACAAAAUACAUUACAAUAUUUAUUUAUUCUUGCUCAAAUUGGUAUUUCUUGUUGUCCAAUUUAUGAUAAAUUCUUGUAUGAUAUUAUUGAACAUCCUUUUUAUAAAUAUUUUAUGCGUGGAAUGCUUGUUACUUUAGCUACUGAUUCACCUAUGCAUACUCACACUACUAAAGAACCUCUUGUUGAAGAAUAUGCUUCUGCAAUUAAAAUAUUUAAAUUAACUGCUUCUGACAUUGCUGAAAUUGCUCAAAAUUCUUUACUUAUUUCUUCAUUCUCUGAAGAUACAAAACAAAAUUGUUUAACAACUGAAGAAGGUGAAAGUUCAAGUGUUCCUCAAACUCGGCUUCAAUUUAGAGCAAAAAUUUCGAAAUUGGACUUUGAUACUUUACUUAAAUUUAAUAUCGGUAGAUCAAAUUUAACUGAAAAAGAACAAGAUAUCAUUUUACAAGCUUCAAUGCAUCUCUAA